Messenger RNA from Dovyalis caffra, 219 nucleotides. The record is from the annotation of a GenBank genome assembly. NCBI's taxonomy places the organism in Eukaryota, Viridiplantae, Streptophyta, Magnoliopsida, Malpighiales, Salicaceae.
AUGAACCGUCUAAAACCAAUCUUGCUUUCUUUGGUUACUCUUGUUCAAGUCAUUGCUAGUCCUGGUGACAAACCAAUGAUUGUGGUUACCUAUAAGGGCGAGGAGAAGCGAGUUGUAGCUCAAGAGAUUUCAUCUAUUGUUCUCAUUAAGAUGCGUGAGAUUGAUGAAGCUCUCCACUAUCAAGAAUGUUAUGGUUAUGGUCCCUAUUUACUUCAAUGA